Geodia barretti is the source of this 3106-nucleotide messenger RNA. The record is from the annotation of a GenBank genome assembly. Lineage: Eukaryota; Metazoa; Porifera; Demospongiae; Tetractinellida; Geodiidae.
GCUUCGCUCAACUCCUGAAACGAGAAAUGGAGAAUGUUUGGGAGUGGAAUUUCAGAGUUUGCCGACGAUGACGUCAUCCCCGUGGAGGUAGAGUCAGCCGGUGAGGAAGGGGUUAACUGCGAGGAGGAGCCAGUGGAAUUCUGUGGUGGAGGGGUUAACGGGGAAUAGGAGUAGUGAGGGUUGAAGGAAGGCGCGGGGGAAAAAACGGGGUACUCCGAAGAUGAUGGUGAAACUCCACCCACUGGAGUAUGUGGAUUCUGACGAUGAUAGGACGGAGGUUGGGAGUGAGUCGGGAGGUAAUUAGGGUGGGCGGGGCCAGGGGGCGUGGUCUUGAACUGCUGCUGCUGGUAGUGGUAUGGUUGCUGACUCGGCAUAAAAUUAGGGUAGGCUCCAUUUGAUACCAGGUACUGCGGACGUGGAACAGAGACUUCGGGUUGAGCCGUCCCCAUUCCAUUCUGGAGGGAGUUAGGAUGCGAGUGAGGAAGAUGAGGUGGGUGUGGCUGCUGCCAUGGAAACUGGUCGUGUCCGUUAUGCACGACUGCUCCUUGUCCGUCAAUUGCCUUGUCUUUCUCCCUCCUGCCUUGUCCCACCUUCUCACCUCCCUCCCCACCCGAUGGCUGAACCACCUCCACCAUGUACCUCUCACGGGGAGUGGGGUUGGAGGGGGGCAGGGGUCCAUGCAGGGGGUCCACCACAUACUUCUCCCCUCCUCCUACUGUGGUAGGGAGAGUGUCCUUUUGGGGAGGGGCAGGGGGUGUGGCCUCGAUCUCCCCCAAAAGUUGAGCGAGAAAAUGAUGAUGCUCCGGAGAAGCGUACUGCUGAAGAAUCCUCAUUCCCUCCACGUAUCCCAUGUCCUUCAUCAUGAGAUAGAGGUCGUCCACGGAGAAUCCUCGGGCAAUGAAAUCCUGCAGCACUGCCUCAGUCGGACUCCCGUUUGGCUGGUGCCCCACUCGUUGGAAGGCACCCACGUCGAUGGCAUUGUACGGAGAAUCUAAGAGAAAGAGAGAUGGGGGAAGAGAGGGAAUCUUAGAAGAUAGAGAGUUGGCGGAUUUACGAGGGACGUGGGAGAGGAGAGCGCGCCAACUGAAGCGGUCGGCGUGAGGCGAGUCCAGAUGUCUGCAGAGUUGGAAUAUCACUCUGAACGGCAGGUCCUUUAUCUGCAUCUUACACAGCCAGCAAACAACCAAGGAGCGACACGCUUUGGGGUUCUGUCCGGAGAUUAAACUAAAGGGGAGGGGUUUCAGCGAUCGAUCGGGAUUAUUAUGCUGUCGUGUGCUAGUGCGCAUGCGUGGAUGUACCGCGCGCUAAAUAAAAAGGCGGGGCUAUAAUGAAAGUGGGCGUGGCUUCAGAGCCACAUGAUCACUGUUUUGAGGUCUCGAGACGAGCGAAGAAGCUAGAGGGAGAGUAGGACGCAGAGAAUAUGGCAUCGUCUGCUGACAAAUACGUUCGUGAAAACUACUGGGUGGUGGCGGUGGUGGGAGUUAUUUUUGUCCUCAUUUCAGUCACCAUUCUCGUCAGCUGCGUCCUCUGCUGGUUCGUGAGACCCAGCAAACUUCACAUCACCUAUUCUUACUACAUUUCUAUUCUUCUUUACUUCACACAAAGCUACCAUCGGCGACGCAAGCGACGAAGGAACGGUGUGUAUUAUGUGAACCUGAGAGCUAACCUGGAGGACUCCCUGCAGUAUGGCAGCAUUGAACUGCAGAAGAGUUUGAACGAUGCAUCGACCUCUGCCUCAACUUCCUUCAACACUAGCUCUUCACCAAGUGUCACUAGCUCGGGGAAGCCCAAGAAACGAGAAGUGGGCGUGGCUGAGUCUUGGACCAAUGAGAGGAAGAGGAGAGAGGUCAGCGAGCGAGAGGCAGCUAAUCUGGCGUGUCAGUAUUACCUCCGUAACACAAAGAGCUAUACACUCACUAACCCUCUGCCGGACCUGGGGAGUCGCGUCGCCAAAUACUGGUUCCUCGUCUCCGCGAGGGGUCAAGGUUCAUCCCAGAGAUCACAGAGGAUUCUGACACUCCAGCCCGUCUCCAAGCACUGUCCAAUCAGAUUGCAGAGAGAAAAUGUGACACUCCUCAACGAACUACUUGUGACAUUGAAGCACCCUUUUCUUCAUUCUUUGGAGCAUGUCGACUACCUUCCCGAACACUCGUCGGUUGUCAUGGUGAUGACCUUCUUCCCCCAGGGGUCACUCAAAGAUCUCAUCUACAAACGACAACCAACUCUCGAAUGGUCUGAAAAGUACUCGAUACGAAGACGAGGGUUGCCGCCGGCAACAGUUGCCUUAUACGGUCGACAGAUCCUGGAGGCAUUACGUAUUCUCUACAGAAAGGGGUUUCCCCCUCUGGGAAAUCUUCAGAGUGGGAAUGUGUUUAUUGAUGGGAGUGUCUGUAGGUUGUCAGGAUAUGAGAACACUGUGCUAGGAUACCGCAGCAGGCACCACAGACUGGUGAGAGACCACUCCGACUCCAUGGACUCCAUCAUGUUCGGUCACCUACUGUUUGAGAUGAUGUGUGGGUACGAACUGACGACCCUGUCUCCUAGCAACAGUGACAUGACCAACGUGAACAGCGAGGCACAAAUUGAGUUGCUGAAUUUGCCAUUCUUCAAGUCAGUCAAACUACCAGAAAUGGACAAUUGGGAUUCAAGUCAGAUCCAGCUGUCGGCUGAAAUGAAGGGUCUGCUGCGAGGAGUGAGGAAAGGAAGGUCAGAGUUCGCGAGAGAUCGCGAGAAGUCUGCCUCACAAAGAAGAUCCUUCUCCAAACAAGAUAACUAUUAUCCAGUUACACCAGCUCCACAAAGCUCCAGCACACCGGGCACAUCCUCACAGAGCACCCAACGUCCCUCCCCUCCAACCUCUCACCCUCCUCCUCCCUCUUCAUCCUCACAACAUGCACCAUCUCCGUCCUCCACUGAGGAGCGUGGAGUUCUUCUGACUCAGAUUAGGAGAGGAUCCAAGUUGAAAAAGGCAGUCACUAAUGAUAGGAGUGCCCCUAGAAUUUAGUGGACUCGAUUUUGUAUGUGUGUGUAUUAUACCGUGUUUUGUGUGCAAAAAGCUCGAUUGCACGCUACGCAUGCGCGCAAUUUUGAUGGCUUCCGGUGCGCC